AUGACUGGGUCGACUUAUGGCCUUCCUGAUCCCGCCGAACCGCCCACUCCGUUUCCUGACAUCGAGGACGAGGUUGGCACCCACGAGAAAGAGUCGAGCCACAAAACACGAAAGCACGGCGAUGUCCAUCCGAGGGACAAAAGAUCUGUCUCUGGGAACAUCCUGUCCCGCCUGACGUUCCUACGCUCGAAUAGUAGCGAUCAAGUGACAAGCAAUGGCGUGGAAGCGGAUGGCUUCGAAGUUCAGCAGCCUGGGCGGAAUGCCAUGGCGGAGGCGCAAGCUCAGGCGAAGCGAAAAAGAAAGGGAUCUUUGAGGAAGACGGUCUUGGGUAAAGGAAGAGAUAGAAGGAGUUCCGAUGUGAAGAGAUCACCAUUGUCGAGCGCCAACACCCCUGCUACAGAAACACCGGGAGAGGAGCGGUCGCCGCCCACACCCCGAGCUGGCCACGAGAUGUCUAGUCCUGUGUCGCCCGAUUCUCCACCCCCGUGGCCGUUUCGAACUCUCUCGCGCGUCUCUAUUCCAUCCAUCCGCAGCAGCAUCGCCUCUAUCGACCCGGCCUCGUCUGUUGCCUCCAUCAUGAGCCCUCCCAUGGCGCCCACCGAUGCCUCAACCGACGAAGAAGAGCUAGUCCUCCGGCAAAUGCCUUCUCUACGGAAACUCCCUUCGUCGGUGUCGUCUAUUGGGGACUCGUAUGCGCCGAUCCAAGAUCCCAUGCGGCGCACGUUUGGUUCCCGCACUCGGUCACCACUGGCCACACAGCCCCAAUCAUCAGUUGGCACUCCUUCGGAGGACGAAGGUUGGGAUUACUCUGAAACAGCCUUCUGGGGAUACAUGAUAUUGAUUGUCACAUGGAUUGUUUUCGUCGUGGGCAUGGGAUCUUGUUUUAGCGUUUGGUCCUGGGCAUGGGACGUGGGAGAGACGCCUUAUGCGCCUCCUGAAUUGGAAGACGACCCAACCUUGCCGAUCGUGGGCUACUAUCCUGCUUUGCUUGUUCUGACUUGUGUGAUGGCCUGGGUAUGGGUUGUUGUAGCCUGGGUGGGCAUGAAAUAUUUCAGGCAUGCGGAUUUCAAGGGCGAUGACGGAUGA
Messenger RNA from Capronia coronata CBS 617.96, 1086 nucleotides. RefSeq lists its product as uncharacterized. The coding region runs from base 1 to 1086 and encodes 361 amino acids. The transcript has a single exon. NCBI's taxonomy places the organism in Eukaryota, Fungi, Ascomycota, Eurotiomycetes, Chaetothyriales, Herpotrichiellaceae. The record is from RefSeq and is a predicted model, not a curated record.